CAGCACUCGCUGGACAUGGCAGCUGUGUUCAUCCUGGCCUACCUGUUCAUCUUCCUGCUGUGCAUGAUGGGAAAUGGUGUGGUGUGUCUCAUAGUGCUGAGGAACCGGUGCAUGUGGACGGUCACCAACAUCUUUAUCCUCAACCUCUCCAUCAGCGAUCUGCUCAUAGGGAUCUUCUGCAUUCCUACGACCUUAGUGGACAACCUCAUCACAGGUUGGCCCUUCAGCAAUGUGAUAUGCAAGCUGAGCGGUCUUGUUCAAGGAAUGUCUGUCUGUGCCUCAGUCUUCACACUGGUGGCUAUUGCAGUUGAUAGGUUCCGUUGCAUAGUUUACCCUUUCAAGCCCAAACUCACGCUUUUUGUUGCUAAGGCAACCAUUGGGACGAUAUGGGUAUUGGCUCUGGUCAUAAUGUUCCCCUCGGUCCUGAUGUUGACAGUCGAGCAAGAGAGAGGCCACUUCAUGAUCCACAACAACAACUACAACCUGUCUUACCCACUGUACUCCUGCUACGAGACUUGGCCCGAGCCGCAGAUGCGGAAAGUGUACACUACAGUCCUGUUUGCCUUCAUAUACCUCAUUCCCCUGGUUCUGAUCGUCCUGAUGUACGGCCGCAUCGGUGCCAAGCUCUACUCGACCACCGUCCUGGUCAGCGUGGACCAGACUGACUCCGUGCCUCAGCGGAAGUCGCCGAUAUCACAGAGGAAGAUUAAAGUGAUCAAGAUGCUGUUUGUUGUGGCCCUUCUCUUUAUGGUCUCUUGGCUGCCCCUGUGGACUCUGAUGCUGCUGACCGAUUAUGCACGGCCCGAGGGUGAGCUUCUGGAGGUGCUGACAGGCUACAUCUUCCCUUUCUCUCACUGGCUGGCCUUCUCCAACUCCAGCGUUAACCCCAUCGUUUACGGCUACUUCAACGAGAACUUCAAGAGGGGUUUUCGGGCCGCCUGCAAGCGGGGCACCUGCUGCUGCAGCCGGCAGCUCUCGCUGCUCCGGUUCGGGACGGCCCGCAGUGGCCCCAAGGCUCGCGCACACCUAGAUAAGGCGCUCAGUGCCAACCCGCUCAGUUUGGGGGUAAGGAACAGGGUCUACACGGACAGCGACCUGACGGGUUGCGUGCAUCUCGAGAUGGAGCACCGGGGGCUGCCUGCGGAGAAGGGAAACUCCAGCAUGGAAGGUGGCAACGGAGCGGCCGAAAUCAAAAGAGAACUUCUAGAAGACACUGAAAGGAUCUCUCCUACAGGAACUACUGUUUACCAGGCAUGGGAACAUUGA
Electrophorus electricus (electric eel) is the source of this 1266-nucleotide messenger RNA. RefSeq names its product neuropeptide FF receptor 1 like 3 (gene npffr1l3). Lineage: Eukaryota; Metazoa; Chordata; Actinopteri; Gymnotiformes; Gymnotidae. Gene Ontology annotation, molecular function: peptide binding; neuropeptide receptor activity. Gene Ontology annotation, cellular component: plasma membrane. The record is from RefSeq and is a predicted model, not a curated record. Gene Ontology annotation, biological process: cellular response to hormone stimulus; G protein-coupled receptor signaling pathway.